Molecule: messenger RNA, 3554 nt
Organism: Rhagoletis zephyria (snowberry fruit fly)
Lineage: Eukaryota; Metazoa; Arthropoda; Insecta; Diptera; Tephritidae
Molecular function (GO): nucleic acid binding; zinc ion binding
Source: RefSeq, a predicted model, not a curated record
UAUUAAAAUGACAUACAUACAAACAUACAAAUCAAUCAAAAGCAAUAACGAGCAUCAUGGGGUGAACUGACAAAAAAUGAGAAGCCAAAGGACAGUUCGCGCUAACGACUGAAGCUGACCGGUGGUAUUGAUUAAUACUCCCAAGUUUUACCUUUAAACAUUAAACUAAAGUUAAAUAAAUAUCUAAUUAGAACUAAUCUAUACUAAACUAAACGACUUAAGCUAAAUAAAUGGCUAAAACUAGUACUAAAUGUUAACCUAAUUGAAAUUAAACUAUCUUAAAUUAAACUAUAUUCUAUAAACCACCAAAAAUACGUGUUUUAUUAAUUAAAACCUACAAAGUGGGGGCUCAACCGAUUGAAAACCGAGAAAACUGAGUGCGCGUUUGAAGGCGUAAAAGUUUUAGCCAAAAACUUAAAAGAAAAACUAAUGUGCAAAGUGAAAUCUCUAAUUUGAAUAAAAAUAAUUUUCAAAAGAGGUGCAAACCCAUUACAAAAACAAAAAGAAAAGCAAAAAAUCGUGUAAUUUGACAAAAAUACAUUUCAAAAGAGGUGUAAAACCCAUAGCAGCAACAAAUCGGUGUAAAUUGAUCACAUAGGUUCUUGAACCAAACUGUACCAAAAAAUCAAAGCCAUCAGGUGUCCAGAAAUCUAUAUAAGUAGGCGUCGGUACAAGUGCAUCAAAUUGUGUUGUUGCGUAGUUGACUUAGCAUUUGCGGAAGCAUUAGUACAGUCAGUGUAUACAUAUAUACAUACAAACGACGUUGUGAACAAGAAAUCAAAGCCAUCAGGUGUCCAGGAAGCUUAGUAGGCUGGUUGAGUGGCGUCGGUACAAGUGUAUCAAAUUGUGUUGUUGCGCAGUGAACUUGGCGUUUCAGUAGCGUCAGUACAGUGUUUGUACAUAUCUACAAACAGACAAGCGUUGUGAUGAUACAAACAGACAUAUGUACAUAAGUGAAGCGUAAGCAAGUGUUGGUGGACAGAACAGUGUAGUAACACAUAUACAUAAGUGUAUUUACAUAACGACGCUAGAAACUGUCGUUUUACAUUAAAGCUGAAGAAAUAUUAAUGGUACGAAUAGUACAUAGCGAGAGUAAUAGAGAUCGCAAUACAACAAAGUAAAACUCACAAAACGUUUGAAAUAUAGGUAAAUUGAAGAAGCAACAGUUCAGUAAAUGCAGCAAUAGAAAAGCAGCGCAGCGGCAAGGCAAUAGAAGCAGAAGUCAUCGAAAGCAGCGAUUACUGAAGACAAAGUACCCAGCAGGAAAAAGAUAAGUUAAGAAGAGAAAUUUGUGUUAAAUCAACUUUGCUUGUUGUUUGCGUAUUUUGUUGUACGUUCAAUAGUAAAUAGUAAAGUAUAUUGCAUUUAAAUAAACAAACUACUAAAGAUAUUGGUAAAAACCGAAGAAAAUAAUAAGAAUUUGUGAAAUUAAAAACAACUAAUUUUUCAAGAUUAAAAGCAGAUUGCGUUUAUAAACGUGUACAAAUUUCGUUCGAAUUUUCAUAAACAACUUCAUUCAUUGAAAAACUAGAAUCUGAAAACUGGUUAUUAAUUUAAAAUCUGUAAAAAGUAGAGAUAAUUUUCAAAGGAAAAUUUAAAACUUGGAUAUAUGUAAUUAUAUUUUACAAUAAUUUUGAAUCAAAAAUUAUAUUUUAAAAGUAGUAAUAUAUAUAUUUUAAAUUGAAUAUCGAUAAAAAUUUUCAAAAUGGAUGCUCAAGCAAUAUUAAAUAUGACUGUAGUGUUAUUAAAGACGAAACUUGGGGAGUUAGAUUUACCACUGGACGGACGGAAGAAGGAUCUGAGGGAAAGACUUCUCAGACAUUAUGGGUUACUGAACGAUGAGGAAGAAGAUAAAGAAGAGGAAGAAAAUGAUUUUGAGUCGGUGUCAUCACGGGGGGAAGCGGUUGUUGUCAGCCCUAGGCUAGUCGCAGGUCCCCAUUUUACUUUUAAAGAUAUUCAAGACAGCUUGGCUUUAUUUAAUGGAACAGACAAUUUUGAUGUUAACCAGUUGGGUGGAGCAAUUCGAGGAGAGCGCAGAAACUGUAGGGUGGACCGAGGUUCACAAGUUCAUUUACGCUAAACAGCUGUUGAGAGGGGCAGCGAAGUCGUUCGUUAGAAGUCAAGUAGGUCUGAAAGACUGGAAUAAGUUGAAAGCGGCUCUCAUUGCAGAAUUCGGGGUCAGCUUAUGUUCAGCAGAGGUGCACAGAAUAUUGAGAAAUCGACAAAAGAAGUAUAGUGAGACAUUCUUAGAGUUUUUGUAUGCGUUGAUGGAAAUCGGGAAAAAGAUUCAUUUAGAUGAGGCAAGUCUGUUAGAUUACUUUGUGGCAGGGAUACCGGACACCAGGUUCAACAAAACCGUCUUAUAUCAAGCCAAAAGUAUCAAAGAGCUAAAAGAACAGAUAAAAAUUUACGAAAAGAUUUCGACGAAACCGAAAUCUACCGCGUUAGAUUUUAAGCCGAAAAGUGAAAAGGUGGAUAAAGAUAAAGCGCAAGCAGGCGAAAGGAAAUGUUUUAAAUGUGGAGAUGCGUCUCACGUAGCUAAGGACUGUACAUUGAAGGACCAACAGGUCAAGUGCUUCAAAUGUAGUAAGAUGGGACACAAGUCUUAUAAGUGUCCAGGAGAGAAUGUUAAGGUGAAGUCAGAAAAGACGAAUUUGAACACGGUAAAGGAGAUUAAAUGGAAACCUUCGAGAGCAGAUAGGGAUUUAAGAUUCAAGAAGUUAAAGGUGGGUAAUACCAUUUUCCCAGCUUUACUUGAUACGGGAAGCGGUUUAUGCUUAAUACGGCAAUCGACGGUAAACGAGUUAGAUUUUGGGUUAAGGAUUAACGGAGAUAAGCGUAGAUUAGAAGGGAUAGGUCAUCGGGAGAUAUGUACCUCAGGAAGCUUUAACGCGAAGGCGUUGGUGGACGACGUGGAGAUAGGGAUAACGUUUCAUAUUAUUAAAGAUGCAGACAUGGAUUAUCCAGCUAUUUUGGGUCGUUCGAUACUAAGUCAAGUGGAUUUGAUAAUCCGAGAAGAUGGUGAUGUACUCACGUACAAACAAAAGGAAGGCAAGGAAACGAGGGUUUCAGAGAGUAGCAUACUGGAGUUGAGGGAAGAAUUUCCAGGACUGUGUCUACAGGUUGAGGAGGUAGAAGGUUCACAACACGACCUAGCUCACCUCAGUAAAGGUGAUUCGGCUGCUAUUGACGAACUUGUUAGGCAGUAUGUACCGUUGAAGUGUGUAGAAUCUCAAGUUGAGAUGAAGAUUGUACUAACCGACGAUUUGCCGGUUUAUCAACGUCCUAGGAGAACGUCCUACGAGGACCAAAAAUUUAUCGAAAAACAGAUUAAAACGUGGUUAGAUGAGGGUAUAAUUACUACGAGUAAUUCGAACUAUGCUUCUCCAAUUUUGCUGUCCAUUGUGAAGCAACCGAAAAUUCUUGAUUGUUUGAAAAAUAUUUUCCCACCAAUCACCGAAGCAAAAUUGAAGGAAGGUGUUCUGAAUGGGCCGGAUAUACGAAAGCUCAUGAAAUCAAAAGAACUUAAAGGUGCUUUAGACGGUAAUGAUUAG